Molecule: messenger RNA, 2366 nt
Organism: Oncorhynchus nerka (sockeye salmon)
Lineage: Eukaryota; Metazoa; Chordata; Actinopteri; Salmoniformes; Salmonidae
Product: NACHT, LRR and PYD domains-containing protein 14-like
Exons: 7
Coding region: 815-2176 (453 amino acids)
Biological process (GO): intracellular signal transduction
Molecular function (GO): protein binding
Source: RefSeq, a predicted model, not a curated record
AAUCUGCCAAAAUGAAGACAAAAUGCUAUGCAGACAUACAUGGUAUCACUAGUUAUACAUAAUUAUUAUACAUAAAUCAUUGCCAAAAGCACAAGACAUACUGUUGCAUGUUGGUCUAUAUUAUUAAUGGAUUGAUCAUAUAGAAAUAUAAAACAUUCUUUUAACUACUACAAUGCAAUUACAUGUGGAGCAGGAACCACUGACUCACUGCAUUAUUCUAUAGUAUUAUCAAGACACCUGCUGUUAACUCUUAACUACUUAGGACAGCUCACCAGGUGUCCUAAAUAUUGCGUACAGAACUGUCCGCGUCCCCGUACAGAACUGUCCGCGUCCACGUUCGGUGUGGCGCCAAGCCGGUUACGCGCAGAGUGGACUGAGGUGAUCUCGGGGAAUAACGAUGGAGUUUGUUACAGUGUUGAGACACCGAAGUUUAUUGUUCAAUUUGCUUUUUUCUUUACGGUCAGGGACAGUAUGAGUGUAGACAGAUCCUUUUCACUCUCUAUCCUUGUUUCAAUUUGUGUUUCACCGGAUUCAUCAUCGAGAGGAGGGACAGACGAACGACCUGCUAACUAACCAAGCUAGUCGGUACAGCUCGCCCAAUCAAGCAGGAGAGACCAGCCUCCCCUGUUCCCAGCUGUGUGUCCAUGAAGAGUGACCGGUCUAUGGAUCCUCCUCUAUACUUUAGAGAGGAGACUUUUCUACUGAACAAAGAAACCAACAGGAGAGAUCAGGGUCAGAGAUUCUCAGUUGUCAGUCUUCCCAGAGUCAUCAAACAGACCUGGCCUCCAUAUUCAGUUUGCUUGAAGAGAAAAUUAUGACAUUUGUGAAGAACGAGCUGAAGAUGUUCAAGAGGAUUCUUAGUCCAGAACUCCCACAAGGCUUUGAGAGUCAGAAACGGGAUAAGGAAGUGGUGGAUGCUGAAGAUGAGAAGCAGGAGAGCAGUGCCAGAGAGGGGGCUCUGAAGAUCACACUGCACAUCCUGAGGAAAAUGAACCAGAAGGAGCUUGCUGACACACUGGAGAAAUAUUCAGAUGAGCUUGCUGUGAUUUGCCAACGUGAACUCAAAUCUAAUCUAAAGAAGAAGUUUCAAUGUGUAUUUGAGGGGAUCGCUAAACAAGGAAACCCAACACUUCUCAAUAAGAUCUACACAGAGCUCUACAUCACAGAGGGUGGAACAGGAGAGGUCAAUAAUGAACAUGAGCUGAGACAGAUUGAGACAACAACCAGGAAACAAGCAAGACCAGAGACUCCAAUCAAAUGUAACGACAUCUUUAAACCCUUAACUGAACAAGACAAACGUAUCAGAACUGUGCUGACAAAGGGAGUCGCUGGCAUUGGAAAAACAGUCUCUGUGCAGAAGUUCAUUCUGGACUGGGCUGAAGGAAAAGCAAAUCAGGAUGUCCAAUUUGUAUUUUCAUUCCCUUUUCGGGAGCUGAAUUUGAUGAAAGGGGACAAACACACUUUCAUUGAACUUCUCAAUCACUUCUCAAUGGAAACCAAACAAUCAGGAAUCUCCAUCUACAACAAGUACAAAGUUCUGUUCAUCUUUGAUGGUCUGGAUGAGUGCCGACUGCCCCUAGACUUCCAGAAGAAAAGUAGCCCUGUUCCGCUAGUUACGUCUAGCCAUGUCUGUGAUCUCACACUGGACCCAAACACAGUAAACAGACUCCUCUCUCUGUCUGAGGGGAACAGAAAGGUGACAUGUAGGCGAGAGAAGCAGCCGUAUCCUGAUCACCCAGAGAGAUUUGAGGUCUGGCAGCAGGUGCUGUGUAGAGAGGGUCUGACCGGGCGCUGUUACUGGGAGGUAGAGUGGAGUGGGAGUGGGGCUGAUAUAGGAGUGACAUAUAAAGGAAUCAGCAGGAGAGGAAGGGGUUAUGACUGUGUGAUUGGAUGUAAUGACAUGUCCUGGAGUCUGGACUGCUCUGACAACAGUUACACUUCCAGGCACAAUAAUAAUUCCACAAUAGACGUCCCCUCCUCCAGCUCCCACAGAGUAGGAGUGUAUCUGGACUGGCCAGCCGGCACUCUGUCCUUCUAUAUAGUCUCCUCUGACACACUGACCCACCUGUACACAUUCCACACCACAUUCACUGAGCCCCUCUAUCCAGGGUUUUAUGUUCGGUAUGACACCUCAGCGUCCCUGUGUCAGGUGGUCCCUGUGUCAAACACAACAUGAUGAUUCACUCUAAUCAAGGUCAUGUUCAGUAAGACACACUGGAGCAACAAUGUAGAAUAUCUCUCUAGUGUGUAAACCCCUCAAUCCAGGGUGUUAUGUUUGGUAUGUCUCCUCUUCUGUGUCCCUGUGUCAGGUGGUCCCUGUGUCAGUUUGUAAGGGGGUCCCUGUGUCAUGUGGUCAGGUGGUCCCU